CAGGGAAGCCCUAAUAAUGUUCUUUAUAGCAUUUUUUUCUUUGGUACAGGAUGCAAUCUAGGAUCAUCUAUUGCAGUCGGUUGUCAAGUCCUCUUUCAUCUGGAACAUAUCCUCAACCUUUCUUUGUUUUUUAUGACAUUGAUAUUUUUUUUAAUUCAUGACUUCCUCUAAUAAGAAUAAAAUAAUAAUUGAUAUCUGUCGAGCACUUAGUAGGUGUUUAAGUACUUGACAUAGACUAUUUCAAUUAAUCUUCACAACAAUUCUACAAGGUAGAUAAUAGUAUUGUCCCCAAUUCAUAAAUGGUAAGUUCCCUGUCUCCAGUCAGUAAAUAUCUCGAGUCGAGAUCAAGGAACCAGUCCAUCUGGCUCCAGAGCCAGUGUUUUAACUGCUUCGGUGACAUGUGCAUUGUCACUGGUGGAUCUUUGCAAUCCUGAACCAGUGCAGGAUCAUUUGCAGAUAGAGUUUGCUGCAGAAAGGAAAUAAGGAAGUAAAGUCGGUAAUCUGGAUGCAGCCUGAGGAUCCCUGGCAAAUUAAAAAUUGAUCUCUGCUCCAUAUGUGCUGGAACACAGGACUAGCCCCUUCAGGUCUCUGUACCUGUUCCCUCCUCUCUAAAAUGUCAGUGGUCAUACUGCCAUUCAUUCAACAAUAAGUAUUCAAGUGCCUGCUGCCUCCCAGUCAUUGACCUUGGAAAGAAUGACAUAAUACUGCCUUUAUUAUUAUAAAAUGUGGAACAGUACAAUGAAAAAUGUGAUUAUUCUCUUUGAAUAGUGACUCACUGGAGUGUUGGAGGCUUUGUUUUGGCGUUAUCUUCUCUCUUCACAUUGACUUUACAUUUGGCCAGUGAGGAAAUCCUCCCAGGUAGGAUGAGAAGUGGUGUUCCUGGAAAGUUGUUUGGUUUGUGAGUCGCAGUGGUGAAGGUUAAGUAAAUCUAGGUUUGUCAGUAUGAGAAACAUUACCUUUCUUAAAGAAACAACCUGUUUUCGUUAUCACUAUUCUAAGAGAGAAUCCAAAAUAGCUUUAAAAACAGUCUAAUUACCGUCAGUGUCUUUGAGUCAAGUAGCUUUGUCCCCAGAUGACCUGUAUGGAAACCAGAGACCAAGAAAGGUAAGAGCAAGUGUGAAGGAACUUACAGAAAACUGUUUACACCAUGAUGGGCCAUUUGCUUUUGAUUUUUGUAUUUCAAACAAAUGCAAGAAUUCUGUCCUAGGUUAAAUACCGGUCUUUGUUAUCUGUAGGGUAACAUGCUUUUAUCAUCAUGUUCUUCCCUCUAGAGUUUUUAAUGACUGAAAUGAUGAUAAUAACAACUACUAAAGCAAAUAAUACUAACAAUAGCAAACACCUGUAUCCUGUUUACUCUGUGCCAGACACUGUUCCAAGCACUCUACAUAGAUUGACUGAAUGAAAUCUCACACCAAGCCUGUGAGUUAGGUAUUAUUAAUAUGAGGACGCAGGCGAUUUCUUGAUAGAGUAAUAGUGUGCAUUUUGGCCUCAAAGAAAAGUUUCUGCUUGGGUCCACUAAAACCCAGAUGUAAUGUGGAGGCUUAACUAAACAAGAGUUUCUAAACAUUUUGAUGCUUUAACAUUUUCUGUUACAUCCCCUAUGCCAGAAACUCUACCUCCAGUGAAUUGUUGGAAGAAAGCGUAGUUGCAUGUUAUUAAGUAUGUCUGCCAUGAGCGUAUUUAAUUUCUCAGAGCUUCUAGUGAUGCCUCAUGGAACUCUGGGUUUAUAGCAUGUUAGCAAUUCCUCACUAGAAGACACCUGGUAGCUGGCCCAGCCCCCUCAGAAAAAUGAGGUGAAGAGAGCAGACUCGAUGUGGAUAAAGUCAUGCAGCAAAUCAACAACAGACCCAGGCCUUACACCCAGGACUUCUACCUCCUAACCUAGAGCUUUUUAUUUUUUUUUAAUCAUUGUACUUAGCUGCCUUGUUAGACACAGUUAAGAAACCUAUGAAGUGCGCUGUUCAGCUGGAGUAGAAAAGUGAAAUGGAUAGUUAUAGCUAUUAACCCAGUUCAUAAAUUCCACUGGAUGGAAGCUCUUAUUCACUCUUACUUGGAAAAAUAGCCAAAGCGAAGAGAAAUUGAGGGCAGAGCAUCACAGCACAGUUGUUACAGUUGAAUGAAUGAAAGAAAUAAUAAAAUGGAAACAGAGUUUAAGAUAUUCUAGUAAGAGUGUGCCAGCACCAGGGAAUAUUGAGUCUUAAGCCUAAUAAAGCAGGUUGAGGUGGUAGGUACUCUGCUCCAGACCUUGAACUUUGACAGCAGCAGGCCUGUAAAUGUGAAGUGAUAAUCAGUUUGCAAAUGUUCUGGCUGCAGCUGUACCAGAUGGGAUUCAGUGAUUCCCAUUCAGCUAACACCAAAUGAAUAUUUGUCACAUACUUGACACUGAUGAUGGUGGGACGAGACACAGUUCCUGCCUAUUAAGGAGAGUCGGAAGUAGCCACAGGAGGAAAAUAGCUACAAGGGUCUAAGUGCUAUUGUGCAGAUACAAGAAAUGUGCUGCAGGUGUACAAAGAAGAGUGUCCUUAGCUCUGGCCACGGCGUAGAGGGAAGGCUUCCUGGAGAAGCUAGCAUUUUCGAGAAAUGCCAUCAGUGAGAAGUAAAAUGUUGGCGAAGAGAGAAGCCUAGAGGGAAGGGUAAGCGCACCAGUUGGGAUCUGGGGUUCGGUGGAAUUGGAAGGGUUGGAGCAGACCCCUUUCUUCUGUCCUCUAUCCUCACCCCCACCUGUCCCCCUUCCAGCAGAUGGGAGUUAACGCUCAAGGAGAAUCUAGUUUGCCUGCGGUAAAGGAGGAGGCUCACAGACAACUAAAAAGGCUGAUUUCAAAAAUAUUUUAUUUAAAACAAAGACAGAGGAACAAUAAUAAUAGCAAACAUUUGAAUGCUGUGCUAAGCACUUUAAUAAGAUUAAUCCUGUUUCAUCUUCAAGCAACCCUAUGAGGUGCUGCCUCUUUACCCGCACUCCAGUGACACAAAAUGCCCUUCAAUGGUGAGAAGCAGUGUGUGGGCGAGGACCAGCCAAGUGAUUCAGACUCUUCCCGGUUUUCCGAAAGCAUGGCUUCGCUCAGUGACUAUGACUGCUCCAGGCAGAGCUUUACAAGUGACUCUUCUAGCAAAUCCAGCUCUCCUGCUUCAACAAGCCCUCCCAGGGUUGUAACAUUUGAUGAAGUGAUGGCUGCAGCAAGGAACUUAUCAAACAUGACUCUUGCUCAUGAGAUUGCUGUAAAUGAGAACUUUCAAUUGAAACAAGAUGCCCUUCCUGAGAACAGCUUGGCCGGUAGAGUGAGGCACAUUGUCCACCAGGCCUUCUGGGACGUCUUGGAAUCAGAACUGAAUGCUGAGCCCCCUGAGUAUGAACACGCCAUCAAACUGUUUGAAGAAAUCAGAGAGGUUCUCCUCUCUUUUCUGACUCCUGGUGGCAACCGGCUUCGCAACCAGAUCUGUGAAGUUUUGGAUACAGACCUCAUUAGGCAGCAGGCUGAGCACAGUGCUGUCGACAUCCAAGCCCUGGCCAACUACGUCAUCAGUACGAUGGGAAAGCUGUGCGCUCCUGUGCGAGAUGAUGAUAUCAGAGAGUUAAAGGCUACCUGCAACAUCGUGGAUGUGCUGAGACAAAUAUUUCAUGUCCUGGAUCUCAUGAAAAUGGACAUGGUCAAUUUUACGAUUAGGAGUCUGAGACCACAUCUCCAACGCCAGUUGGUAGAUUAUGAGAGAACCAAGUUCCAAGAAAUUUUAGAAGAAACUCCGAGUGCUCUUGAUCAAACUACAGAAUGGAUAAAAGAAUCUGUACAUGAAGAAUUACUUUCUCUUUCUGAGACUGCUUUAACUCCCGGGGCCAAAAACAGCUCCAAGCCAAGCCUGAGCCCUACAUUGGUGCUAAAUAAUAGUUAUUUGAAAUUGCUACAGUGGGAUUAUCAGAAAAAAGAAUUACCAGAGACACUCAUGACAGAUGGAGCACGUCUUCAGGAACUGACAGAAAAGCUGAAUCAACUGAAAAUGAUUGCCUGCCUGUCCCUAAUCACCAACAACAUGGUGGGUGCUAUGACAGAAGGCCUACCUGAGCUUGCAAUCAGGGUAAAAAAGAUUUCAGCUGUUCUACUUGACGGCAUGAACAAAGAGACCUUUAACUUGAAGGAAGUCCUAAAUUCUAUCGGUGUUCAGACUUGUGUUGAGGUAAACAAGACCCUGAUGGAGAGAGGUUUACCUGCUCUAAAUGCUGAGGUUCAAGCUAAUCUUGUAGGUCAGUUCUCAAGCAUUGAAGAGGAGGACAAUCCUAUCUGGUCCUUGAUUGAAAAACGAAUCCAGCUAUACAUGAAAAGCCUGCUUUGUCUGCCAAACCCUCAAAAAUGCAUGCCUGCCGUGCCAGGAGGCCUCACUGUCGUUCAGCAGGAGCUAGAGGUGCUAGGCUCGCAAUAUGCAAGCAUUGUGAAUCUCAACAAACAAGUGUAUGGACCAUUUUAUGCAAAUAUACUUCGAAAGCUGCUCUUUAGUGAGGAAGCCACGGGGAAGGCGGAAGCUUCAUCAUCUACUAACUAAAGAGGAACUGACAUUGGAUAAGAGAUUGGAAGCCCAGCACUUAGGUACCCAGUCUGUUUCCAUCAAUGGCAUUUCAGAUGCAGCACGUCCUCAGUCCUGUGUGUGGCACAGCGUUAGCCCGAAUCUGUAUAAUCCAGUAAUAUUAGCAUUGCAAAGACAUGCACGUCGUAAUGACCCUGUUUGUGCACUAUCUACAAGUCCAAAAGAGAUGUUUUUAAUGAACAGCAAGCAAUUUGUAAUUAAUUAUAUUACCUAUAUAAUACUUGUAAAUGUUUUCUUAAGCAUAUAUAUCUGGCUUAUUCAUUCAACCUGUAAGGAGUUGUGUUUCACAUCAAAUCUAAUGAUUUUUUUUAACUUUGGUACAGCUUCUUAAGGGGUUGAAAGUUGUGAACAUAACCAAGGGGAUUGAUGUUCUGAAUAAAUGAUGUGAAGUAAGGGAUAAUCGUAUUUUAAAUGUACAAUUAAAUUUUAUUAAUGUGUAAUAGGAGCUUACGUAGUAUAAGUCCUCAAAUUCUACAAAUAUACCAAAUCACACUUUGUGAUACCAAUUGUCAGUAUUUGUUUAGAAUUUCAAUGUAUUAAAUACAUUUUAAAGCUACAUACAAAUUUUAGAUAAAACCUCCCUUGUUCAUUUAGUGAAAAUAGAAACAAACCCCUUCUAAAAUUUUAUUCUAGAGGGUGGAUUCUUCUCACUUAUCCUGCUCUCUGAGGGAAACAGUUUUUGCACACAUCUCUUCGUGAAUGUCCCUGCAUUUCUCAGGCCACUGAUAAGGUUUAUAUAAGAUUUUAAUAUUUUUACAUAAGGCAGGAGUGGUUUGAAUUGUUUUACUUGUAAGAAGAAAAAUUGAUAAAACAAGAUCCCCAUUCUCAGUGAAAUUCAUGUCUGAAAAAGAAACAGUUGAACUCUGGAAUUUUUAACCAUAUAAUGUGCUAGCAAACGCCUUCUGCGCUGAUUAAAUUCUUACCUGCUGUGACCAAGAUGCUCUUCUAAGUAUCAUCAUCAUUUGCCACUCUUAUGCAUUUAAUUAAACUUUGCCAAGCUGGCGCUGGUUGUCAGGAUUCUAGAGAAGUCUGCAUACUGUCCUGGAAUUACAUACUUCUUCCGAAAUGUUAAGUGAAGCACUACCUUUUGGACGGACUCAGCCUGGAAAGUGCUUUAUUUGCAUGAAAUGCAUUUUGAUUGUUUGGUUUUCUGAGGACUCAUUGAACCUUAGUAAUUUGAUGGGGAAGAGUGGGUAGGAAGUAAAAAAUAAUGCUCCUUUCUUCCUCUCUUCCUCACCACGACCUUCACCAUUAUGGUGCUACCUAAUUAUUUGAUAAAGUUCUAGGAAAUGAUUGUGUGAGUAAAUUAUCUCCGGUCUUUACAUUUUGGAGGGAUCUGCCAGAAUUCGAGGAAAUUUUGAAAGUCAGUUUUUUUUUUUCUCAUGUGACCAAUACAUAAAUCAGCCAUUCUGUCCAUUUGAGCAGCUGUGUAUAAAUGGAAUUUUACUGAAGAGCACAUCAUUGGUCUCACCCAUUGUUUCCCUCUUCCUGUAUUUCCAUUCUGCCUGUUUCCUAUGCUUAGAAACCAAAAGGUGCUGUAGAUUUUUGUUUUCAUUUUCUCUUACGUUGAAGUAGUUUUCAACUGUGUUCACUUUGGGGCCUGGACAGCAGGGAGGGUGUGACAUAGAAAUGUAAUGUGUAGCAUAACUUUUUGUUGCUUUCUGAGGUGAACUGUAUAUUUAACCAGAAGACCAGGUGAUACCCUUUUUUAUUAUCAGAUUGGAAUCCGUCUGGUAUUCUUAUAUACUUGAUUAUACUGAGUUGCCAGCAGGAAAACAAUGUGCAAACAUUUUUAAAAAAUGCAUUUAAAAUGAAGGGCAUUCUGCCUUUUUUUUUUUUUUUUAAAGUGACAAAGUAAAUCUCAAUGUCUGAAGUCUGGAUUUAGGCAACUACAUUUAUUAGGAUUUUAAAAUCCUAUCCCUUAGCGUGUUGUUUACUUGGUUUUUACUGAAAUGUUUACUUUUACUUUUGAGAAUUUUCUUAACAUGGUCUUGUUUCGUAAUGUCAAUUUUAUUAAACACCAUACACACAUUUUCAUUCUUCUUCUGCUAAAACAUGUAUUGUGUGCACUAGUUAAAUUUUAAAACAUUAAAAAUUAUUUCAAGA
Molecule: messenger RNA, 6678 nt
Organism: Delphinapterus leucas (beluga whale)
Lineage: Eukaryota; Metazoa; Chordata; Mammalia; Artiodactyla; Monodontidae
Source: RefSeq, a predicted model, not a curated record